Messenger RNA from Lepisosteus oculatus (spotted gar), 859 nucleotides. Lineage: Eukaryota; Metazoa; Chordata; Actinopteri; Semionotiformes; Lepisosteidae. The record is from RefSeq and is a predicted model, not a curated record.
AGUGGUUUCAGGUUCGAGGUCCAGCUGCUCCUGUGAUUGUUUUCCCUGGUGAAGACGCUGUCCUGCCCUGUUACCUCUCACCUGAAAUCAGUGCUGAGGACCUACAGAUCAGGUGGUUUAGAAAGGAUUACAAUGACCCUGUGUGUUUGUAUGAAUCAGGCUGGUAUAACUUUGAAGGACAGAGCCCAGACUACAGGGACAGGGCUGGUCUAUUCCCAGAGGAGCUCCACAGAGGCAAUGUGUCUUUAUCACUGAGAGAUGUGAGACGCUCUGACCAUGGACAGUAUAAAUGCUAUGUGGUAUCUAAACAGGUGGAGGAUGACACUGUUAUUGACCUGGGUGUGAGAGCCCUGGGCUCCCAGCCCUCAGUGUCUCUCCACUCCCCUGGAGGAGAUCAGGCCCAGCUGCUGUGCAGAUCAGAGGGCUGGUUCCCUCAACCUGCAGUGAUCUGGACAGACAGGGAUGGAAACGAGGUGACAUCACAGCCCCCCACAGUGGACACGGACAGUCAGGGGCUCCUCAGUGUCAGCAGCUACAUCCCAGUCAAACAGGAGUCCAACAUCUUCUCCUGCCUGGUGAGAAGUGCUCUUCCUGAGCCAGACUGGGGAUCUCAGCUCCACAUACCCAAAGACUAUUUCCCUGCUCCCUCUGGAUGGAUGGUGACUCUCUUCCUAACAGCAGCUGUUACUGUAGCAGCAUCAGUACUUCUGGUGAUCCAGUGGAGAAGAAUGAACAGGGAGGAGAAACUCAAUGCCAUUCCUGUCAUCCUCGCAGAACUGGUGGAGACUGGGGAUCCUGAAAUGGACUGACUGCAGACUGUAGGAUAAACUCUGCUAUAAUAACAGGUAAGAAGCAAUAA